AUGCAUGUUACCAAACGCAGCUUCAUGCGGUUAGGAAAACUGAUCCACGCUCAAACAACGAGGCACGAUUGUAAAAGGACAAAUAAGAUGUCACAUUCUUGUAUUCACUGGUUCCGAAAGGGGCUCAGGCUACGCGACAACCCGGCUCUGAUCGCUGCCUUGAGGGACUGCAAAGAGCUAUACCCUGUGUUUGUGCUGGACCCUCUCAUUCACAACAAAACAAUUGGUCUGAACCGCUGGAGGUUUCUAAUUGGAUCCCUCAUUGACUUAGACUGCAGUCUUAAAAAACUAAACUCAAGACUGUUUGUUGUUAGGGGCAAACCUGAGGAUGCGUUGCCCCCACUCUUUAAGAAAUGGAAAGUAACAAAGUUGACAUACGAGUAUGACACUGAGCCUUACAGUUUAAGGCGGGACGAGACUGUCACCAAAUUGGCAAAGGAGCAUAAUGUUGAAGUUGUUUAUAAAGUCUCACACACCCUCUUUGAUAUCAACAGAAUAAUACAGUCAAACGAUGGGAAGCCUCCUCUUACCUAUAAUCGAAUGCAGGCCAUUGUAAGCAGCCUUAGUCCACCCAAAAAGCCAAUUCCUGCUCCUACAGUGGAUGAUAUGAAAAAUACAAGUAGCCCAUUAUCAAAAGAUGAUGAGGAAAAGUAUGGCAUUCCUACAUUAGAUGAGCUGGGUCAUGACAUCACAUCCAUCUCUGAGGAGCUGUUUCCAGGAGGAGAAGAAGAGGCUUUGAGGAGGCUCGAUGAACACAUGAAAAAAACUCAAUGGGUGUGUAACUUUGAAAAACCCCAGACCUCUCCAAACUCUCUGAUGCCGAGCACCACUGUCCUCAGUCCGUAUGUUGCAUUUGGCUGCUUGUCUGCUCGCACUUUCUGGUGGAGGUUGACAGAAGUCUAUAAAGGGAAGAAGCACUCCUCUCCUCCGGUGUCUCUUCAUGGACAGCUGCUUUGGAGGGAGUUCUUCUACACAGCUAGUUUAGGCAUCCCCAACUUCAACCAGAUGAAAGACAACACUGUAUGUACACAAGUGGACUGGGACACUAAUCCUCAAUUCCUGAAGGCCUGGCGAGAGGGUCAAACUGGUUUUCCUUUCAUUGAUGCCAUUAUGACUCAGUUGCGGACCGAGGGAUGGAUUCACCACUUGGCCAGACAUGCGGUUGCCUGCUUUCUCACCCGAGGGGACCUUUGGAUCAGCUGGGAGGAAGGACAAAAGGUUUUUGAAGAGCUUUUGUUAGACGGAGACUGGGCUUUGAAUGCUGGGAACUGGCAGUGGCUUUCAGCAAACAAAAAUGGAGACUAUAUCAAGAAGUAUCUGCCUUUACUGAAAAAGUUUCCACCUCAGUACAUCUAUGAGCCAUGGAAAGCUCCUAGCAGUGUCCAGAAGGCAGCAGGAUGCAUUAUUGGCAAAGAUUAUCCAAAGCCUAUUGUAGAACAUGAAGUCGUCCGUAAGAAAAACAUUCAGAGGAUGAAAUUAGCCUACGCAAAGAGAUCAGAAGAUAAGCCCGAGACACCCAGCAAAAAACAAGGUGUGAAGCGCAAAUAUCCAUCUGUUGUGGACAUGCUGUGCAAAAAAGCAAAGCUGAAGUAA
Messenger RNA from Knipowitschia caucasica, 1593 nucleotides. The record is from the annotation of a GenBank genome assembly. Lineage: Eukaryota; Metazoa; Chordata; Actinopteri; Gobiiformes; Gobiidae.